AUGUCAAAUUUUACAUAAUCAUUUCAUGGAGCUUCAUCUUUUGGAAUUGGUUAGAGAUUGAACAUUGUAUGAUAACUCAAUAAUAAAAGUUUGCAUAAAAAUAAUAAAGUCCUAGUCCUCAUCAAUAUACAAUAUAAUCAACUUUAUCUACAAGUGCAUCGAAAUUUGGAAAGUCAUUACGUACAUAAUUUAAUAAUGUUACACCUCCUGUUGGUAAAUAUGAUUUGGAUUAAGAAAAUGUAUUUAGAGCAUAUUAUUUAAUAUAGAAUAGAAAAUUAAAAAUAACAAUCAAAGGAAAAAGAAAACAAGAAAAGGUUUCUUCUAUCGUUGGGUAAAGUGUUUGUUCUAUUUUUAGACCUGGAAGUUAUACUAUUGAACCUCCAAAAUCAAAUAAAAAAUAUGGUUUCGGAGAUAGAUUUUUAAUGACCUAUGAAACUGAAGUACCUGCACCUAAUCAAUAUCAUUUGAAUAAUAAUUGCUUGAAAUCCAGCAUUAAUAAAAAGAAUGGUUUUAUGUUAAGUUCCAGCAAACAGGAUAGUAUUUAUCCAAGAUCAUUAACUCCUGCGUAUUCUUAUUUAAACAAUCCAUAAGGCCUGGUCAAUAUGAAAGUGAUCUUAAUCAAUAAAGCACCAAUCAAACCUUCUCAAAAGCCCCAAGAGAUCCUUAUUAUUUAGAUACUCCAGGUCCUGGAAGUUAUCAUUAUGAAUAAAAAGAAUCUAAAGGAUUUUCGUUCUUAGCUAAGUAUAAGUAACCUGAUCCUUCAAAUUAUCCAGGACCAGGCACUUAUGAUGUUUAAGAUAAACUUAAAGGAAGUGGAACAAUUAAAUUUAAUUCUAUAUUGAGAUAGACUAUUUUUGGUUAAAUUAAAGAAGAAAGUCCAGGUCCUGGAACAUAUAAUUAAUAUUCUUAAAUAAAUAAAAGUAAAGGUACAAAAUUUUAAAAAUCCCCAAAAUUAUAUGAUUAUUCUAAUAAAAUUCCAGGUCCUGGGGCUUAUGAUAGUAAAUUGUCAACUUUACAAACAUAAGGAGGAGUUAUGGGAAAAUUGUAUAGAUCAAAAAGAAUUUGUACAACUCCUGGACCUGGAUAAUAUGAUAUAGAUUAAUCAUUUGAUGAUAAAUUAGUCAAUAUAAAUAGAUGGAGUAAAUCAAAAAGAUUUUAAGAUGAACGAACUGAUGUUAUUGGUCCUGGAUAAUAUGAUAUUGAUCGUUCUUUAAUGAAAACAGGUGUUUCAUUUACAAAAUAAAAAAAUAAUAGAGAUAAAAUUUAAAAAUAACUUUUUGAGUCUCCAGGUCCUGGACAUUAUUUAAUUGAUUCUGAAAUAGGAUUUAUACCUGAAUACUUAAUCAAAUAAAAAUGA
Messenger RNA from Paramecium pentaurelia, 1357 nucleotides. NCBI's taxonomy places the organism in Eukaryota, Ciliophora, Oligohymenophorea, Peniculida, Parameciidae. The record is from the annotation of a GenBank genome assembly.